Bombus pyrosoma is the source of this 852-nucleotide messenger RNA. RefSeq lists its product as uncharacterized. The record is from RefSeq and is a predicted model, not a curated record. Lineage: Eukaryota; Metazoa; Arthropoda; Insecta; Hymenoptera; Apidae. The transcript is spliced from 3 exons. The coding region runs from base 85 to 852 and encodes 255 amino acids.
GGAAGAACCUUCCAGUGUUGUGUUUCGUACCUAGAGGUCAGGAUCCCACAGUACCGGUAGUUUCAAAUCAGUUUAUCCGUGAUUAUGGAUACCAUUACGUGGGAUACGAAUUUACUCGUAAAUAUCGUUAUAAAAAUAUUAAGAUGUUUCGAAGAAUGGAACACCAGGUCUUCAUUUGAGAAAGUGAAGUACAGUUAUAUAGAUGUUACAUUAGUGAACAAUGACACAAUGUAUUAUACGAUACAAAUCACAAAUUAUGGACAAUCUAGAAAUGAUGUUUUAUCAUUUUCACGUGAAAUAUUUUGGAACUUCAUUACCACAAACACCGUUUUUAAAAAUUCAGUAAUUGCUACAGUAUGUAGUCAGAACGAAUAUAGCGACUCUCAGGAAACACUAGAUAUAUAUUUCGUGUCUAAUCGUUUAUCAUUGGUGCAUAGUAAGAAAAACGUAAAUCUUAUCAAUUUCCUCUAUCAGAAAGCCUACUUAUCUUUCGUAAUUAAGGAUAAACUAAUUUUUUCUGACAGAGAAAAAUUCACGAAUAUUAUAUUGAACGAAAUAAUUUUAUUACAGCAAUUCAAUUUCCAUAUAAAGUUUAUGGUUCAUAUUAACCAAAACAUGUUAUACAGUAAUUAUAUUACACUUGAUAACCAUUACAGAUCAUGUCAUGUGCUUGCUAUUGCUUUAUCAAAUAUAAUUAAACAUAGUUCAAGUAUUGAGUUCAAGGAAAAUUGUUUUUCUAUGUUAAACGUGGAAAAUUCACACGAGGUAGAAGCAGCACUUAUGAUUAAAUUAAUACCGUUAAUUAAUGAAAAUUAUAGCUUUCCUAGCACUAAUCAAUCAGAGGAAAAAUAA